Messenger RNA from Acytostelium subglobosum LB1, 837 nucleotides. RefSeq lists its product as hypothetical. Lineage: Eukaryota; Evosea; Eumycetozoa; Acytosteliales; Acytosteliaceae. The transcript has a single exon. The coding region runs from base 1 to 837 and encodes 278 amino acids. The record is from RefSeq and is a predicted model, not a curated record.
AUGUCUGGAAAAGUUUGGUUCAUCACAGGUUGCUCAAGCGGUAUUGGAAGGACCUUGGCAGAGGUACUCCUGGCAACAUCUGGCGCAAGAGUUGCCUGCACAUCUCGCUCCUUGCAGAGCAUUGCCGACGUGGCUGGCGCCAACGACCAGAACUUCUUGGCGUUGGAAGUCGACCUCGCGAGUGAGGCCAGUGUCCAGCUAGCCAUCACCUCGGCGACCGCCAAGUUUGGCACCAUCGACGUCUUGGUCAACAAUGCCGGUUACGGUCAGGUUGGCGCAGUUGAGGAUCUGUCCGACGAGGAGCUCAAGAAGAACUAUGAGAUCAACUUCUUUGCCCCACUGAGAGUGAUCCGUCUGGUGGCACCAUUGAUGCGCGCACAAAAGAGUGGCUACAUCAUCAACGUGUCGUCGAUGGGUGCGCUGGUCUCCUAUCAAUGCUUCUCGAGCUACUGCUCGACCAAGAGCGCGCUCAACAUGGCCACCGAGGCGCUGGCCUCAGAGUUGAAGCCCUUUGGCGUCAAGGCCCUGUCGAUCAAUCCAGGAUGCUUCAAGACCGACUUCUUCAGUGCCAACAAGAUACAGGUACCCUCCAACAUCAACGACAGCGUGUACAACGAGCAGUACCAGAAGACCUUCUUUGAGCCAACCAAGAAUCUCGAUGCCCUUCUUAUUGGAGAUCCAACCAAGCUUGCCAACCUAUUCAUCGAGGUUGUCGAGCACCAAGGAGAUCUCCCCGUGCACAUCUACGUUGGCACUGAUGCACAUGCCCUUGUCCGAGCCAAAGCCGAACAGAUCCUCAAGGAUCUUGAUACAUGGGCACCUCGCACAAACUUUUAA